Messenger RNA from Papilio polytes (common Mormon), 2267 nucleotides. It is a transcript of the gene Hsc70-2, whose product is annotated as heat shock protein 68. Gene Ontology annotation, cellular component: cytoplasm. Gene Ontology annotation, molecular function: ATP-dependent protein folding chaperone; ATP hydrolysis activity; misfolded protein binding. Gene Ontology annotation, biological process: protein refolding; cellular response to unfolded protein. Bases 181 to 2103 code for a protein of 640 amino acids. The record is from RefSeq and is a predicted model, not a curated record. The transcript is spliced from 6 exons. NCBI's taxonomy places the organism in Eukaryota, Metazoa, Arthropoda, Insecta, Lepidoptera, Papilionidae.
CGACACUGUAUUUUGACAAUACAAUAAUUACAAAUUCUCCGUGACUUUAAAGUUAACAAAAUGUUACAAAUUAACAGCAUAAAAUGACUUUACGAAUAAAUCCCGUAACCUUAAAAUUACUCACCCAAAAUUAGGAGCACAAGUAUGUUGUUUUCUCGCUAGUUAAGAGUUUAAAGUGCAAUGCCAACGCCAGCGGUGGGCAUAGACCUUGGCACCACCUUCUCCUGCGUGGCAGUCUUCCAGCAUGGCAAAGUGGAGAUUAUUACUAACGAUCAGGGAAACAGGAUCACACCAUCCUACGUCGCAUUCACUGAUACCGAACGGUUAAUCGGUGAAUCUGCUAUGAAUCAGAUUGCUAUGAAUCCGAAAAAUACUAUCUUUGAUGCGAAACGAAUGAUCGGAAGAAAGUUUAAUGAUCCUAAACUUCAACAAGACAUUAAACAUUGGCCAUUCGAAGUUGUAUCGGAUAAUGGGAAGCCGGGAAUUGUGGUCCAAUACAAGAAAGAACGUAAAAAGUUUACGCCUGAAGAAAUUUCCUCCAUGAUUCUAAGCAAAAUGAAACAAACAGCUGAAAUGUAUCUCGGAGGUACUGUCACUGAUGCGGUUAUUACUGUACCGGCAUAUUUUAACGACUCUCAACGACAAGCGACUAAAGACGCAGGAGCGAUUACUGGAUUGAAUGUUCUUAGAAUUAUUAACGAACCAACAGCCGCCGCUCUCGCUUAUGGCUUAGACAAAGAUUUAAAAGGUGAGAAGAAUGUACUAAUAUUUGACCUUGGCGGUGGUACUUUCGACGUUUCGAUACUUCAGAUUUCAGAAGGAUCAUUGUUCGAAGUAAAAUCAACAGCAGGUGACACUCACCUUGGAGGCGAGGAUUUUGACAGCCGAAUGGUAGAUCAUUUCAGUCAAGAAUUUGAACGGAAAUUUAAGAAAAAUAUUACUGGCAAUCCGAAAGCUCUUAGAAGACUGAGAACUGCAUGCGAAAGAGCUAAACGAACACUUUCUUCGAAUACAGAAGCUAGUAUAGAAAUAGACGCCCUGCAUGAAGGAAUAGAUUUCUAUUCCAAGCUAACUAGAGCUCGAUUUGAGGAAUUGUGUUCGGAUUUAUUUCGUCAAACGUUGGUUCCAGUUGAAAAUGCAUUGAAAGAUGCAAAGAUGAAUACACGAGAAAUAGACGAUGUCAUAUUGGUUGGGGGAUCUACUAGAGUACCGAAAAUACAAAGGCUUUUACAGGAAUUUUUCGGUGGAAAAACUCUCAACUUAUCCAUUAAUCCUGAUGAGGCGAUUGCUUACGGUGCUGCCGUACAAGCUGCUAUUAUUUCCGGAUCCCAAGAAGUUCGUCUCCAAGAUGUGCUGUUAGUUGACGUGGCUCCAUUGUCACUAGGCAUCGAAACUGCCGGAGGUGUUAUGACAAAAUUAAUAGAGAGAAACACUAGAAUACCAAUCGCUCAGAACAAAAUUUUCACAACUUAUUCUGAUAAUCAACCAGCUGUUACAAUUCAAAUUUAUGAAGGAGAGAGAGCUCUUACAAGAGACAACAAUUUAUUGGGCACAUUUAACCUUACUGGCAUACCGCCGGCACCAAGAGGAAUACCUCAAAUUGAAGUGUCAUUUGAUAUCGAUGCAAACGGUAUACUAAACGUAACCGCUGAAGAUAGAAGCACUGGUCGUUCUGAACGUAUAACCAUAUCUAAUGAUAAGGGGCGUCUCAGCAAGAAGGAAAUAGAGAAGAUGCUACAUGACGCUGAGGUGUACAAGGCAGAAGAUGAAGCUGUAAGAAAGACGGUAGAAGUAAGGAAUCAACUGGAGGGUUACAUUUUCGGAUGUAAAACGGCAGCAGAAAAUUCCGGCGGAAGACUUACCGAUAGUGAACGAACAACAGUGGUUACGGAAUGCACCAAUCAGUUGCAUUGGCUCGAGAGCAAUCCGAAUGCACCUACAUCACAAUUAGAGGAACAUUUGAAAGCAUUACAGGCGGUAUGUCAGCCAGCUAUGUUGAAAUUGCACGGAGCAGCCGCGGGUGCGGGCGUCGGCUUUGGCGUUCCCGGUGUACGGCCGAGCACGCCAGGUCGCAGCGGACCCACUAUUGAAGAACUUGAUUGAACUCGAUAGAUCUUGAUUAAAGAAAUCGAUUAUGGAACUCAAUUGCUUAAUUCGAUUGAAGAUUUAGGAACUCGAUUAGAAACGAUUAAAAUACUCGAAAAGGGUACUUGAGAGCUCAAUUUACUUUACUACGCAUUACGUUAAUAAAAAUUCUAAAAUUGGAA